GCUGCAGGGAAGACACCGCGUGGGACAGGGAGGCAUUUUUGGGGUGAAACCCCUGAAAUCCAGGGCUCUGCAUGGCUGUGGGGCGUUCCCAGGCCCCGGCGGUGGCAAGAUGGCUUUCGCCAGCCUCCUGGAGCAUGUGGGGGGCAUGGGGCGCUUCCAGGUGCUCUCGGUGCUGCUCCUGUCCCUGCCCGUGCUGAUGAUGGCCAGCCACAACCUCCUGCAGAACUUCACGGCCGCCACCAGCGACCACUGGUGCCGCCCGCGCCCGGAGGCCAACGGCAGCGGCCUGGACCCCGAGGCCCUGCUGAGGGUCUGGGUCCCCCGCGGGGAGCGCUGCCGGCGCUUUGUGGCACCCCAGUGGUGGCUUUUGGAGGCCAACGCUUCGGAGCCCAACAGCUCCUGGCCGGAGACGGAGCCGUGCGGCGAUGGUUGGACCUACGACCGCAGCGUCUUCACCAGCACCAUCAUCACUGAGUGGGACCUGGUGUGCAGCUCCCGGGGGCUCAAGCAGCUGGCGCAGUCGCUCUACAUGGCCGGAGUCCUGGUGGGCGGCCUCUUCGGGGGGCUCUCGGACAGGUUCGGCCGCCGCUCGGUGCUCACCUGGUGCUACCUGCAGAUGGCCGCCAUGGGCACCUGCUCGUCCUUCGCGCCCACCUUCAGCGUGUACUGCCUGUUCCGCUUCCUGACGGGCAUGGCCUUCUCGGGCAUCGUCCUCAACAGCGUCUCCCUCUCAAUCGAGUGGAUGCCAACGCACAUGCGGGCGCUGGUGGGCACCUUCAUGGGCUACUGCUACACCACCGGGCAGUUCCUGCUGGCCGGCGUCGCCUUCGCCGUCCCCGACUGGCGCCAGCUGCAGCUCGUGGUGUCCCUGCCCUUCUUUGGCUUCUUCCUCUACUCCUGGUGGCUGACAGAGUCAGCGCGGUGGCUCGUCAUGGUGGGGAGGUCCCACCAGGCCCUGCGGGAGCUCCAGAAGGUGGCCAGGAUCAACGGGAAGAAGGAGGAAGGGGACAAGCUCGACAUAGAAACCCUGAGGUCCCACAUGGAGAAGGAGAUGACGUCAUCGAAGACCCGCCACACCGUGGUUGACCUGGUCCGGACGCCGGUCCUGCGCCGCAUCUCCUUCUGCCUCUGCUUCGUGUGGUUCUCCACCAGCUUCGCCUACUACGGGCUGGCCAUGGACCUGCAGAACUUUGAGUUCGACAUCUACGUGAUCCAGCUGAUCUUCGGCGCCGUGGACAUCCCGGCCAAGCUGGUGUCCAUCCUCACCAUCACCUACGUGGGGCGCCGCUUCACCCAGGCCGUCGCCCUCAUCCUGGCCGGCUUGGCCAUCCUGGCCAACGUCUUGGUGCCACGAGACCUCCGGACACUCCGGACAGCCCUGGCCGUCUUUGGGAAAGGUUGUUUGGCCGCGUCCUUCAACUGCGUCUUCCUCUACACGGGCGAGCUCUACCCCACGGUGAUCCGGCAGACGGGCAUGGGCUUGGCCAACACCAUGUCGCGGCUGGGCAGCAUCAUGGCGCCGCUGGUGAAGAUGGCGGGCGAGCUCUUCCCGGCGCUGCCCUUCCUCAUCUACGGCGCCGCGCCCGUGGUGUCGGGGCUGGUGGCCGUCUUCCUGCCCGAGACACGGAACAUAGCCCUGCCUGAGACCGUGGAGGAGGUGGAGGGAAGGACACAAUCCCAGAAGGAUGAAUCCCGAGAUCUCCAGGUCCCGCUCCAGCCCACCCAAUCCAGCAACUCCACAGGGCCCCCUGACCUGGGCCCUGUCCAGCUCCGUCCCCCUCCGGCCAUGUCCUUCGUGGAGCUGCUGUCCCGCCUGGGUGGCAUGGGCCGCUUCCAGGUGACCUACGUGGCCGCGCUGGCCGUCCCGCUGCUCAUGCUGGCCAGCCACAACCUCCUGCAGAACUUCACCGCCGGCAUCCCCGAGCACCACUGCCGGCCCCGGCCCGUGGCCAACGCCACCGCGGCCGACGUCCCCCUGCUCGUGUCCAUCCCCUGGGACGGCCACCGCCGGCCCCAGAGCUGCCGCCGCUACGUGGAGCCCCAGUGGCACCUCUUGGACGUCAACGGCUCGGCCAACGGCACGGCCGCCGAGGCGGCCACCGAGCCGUGCCACGACGGCUGGACGUACCUGGAUGGCAUCUUCACCGACACCAUCGUCACCGAGUGGGACCUGGUGUGUGACUCCAAGAAGCUGAGGCAGGUGGCCCAGUCCAUCUACAUGGCCGGGAUCCUGCUGGGCUCCAGCCUCUUCGGGAUCCUCUCCGACAAGUUCGGGCGCCGGGCGCUGCUCACCUGGUGUUACCUGCAGCUGGGGGCGACGGGGGUGGGCACGGCCGCCGCCCCCUCGCUCCUGGUCUACUGCGUGUGCCGCUUCCUGACCGGGCUGGCCAUGGCCGGCGUGUCCCUCAACUCCGCCUCCCUCUGCAUGGAGUGGAUCCCGACGGAGGCGCGGGCCGUGGUGGGGACCAUCAAUGGCUACUGCUACACCCUGGGCCAGUUCGUGCUGGCGGCCGCGGCCUUCGGGCUCCCGCGCUGGCGGCAGCUCCAGCUCGCCGUGUCCCUGCCCUUCUUCGUCUUCUUCUUCUACUCCUGGCUGUACGUGGAGUCCGCGCGCUGGCAGGUGACCUCGGGCAGACCCGACCUGGCCCUGCGGGGGCUCCGCAAGGUCGCGCGGGUCAACGGCAGGAAGGAGGAGGGGGACAAGCUCAGCGAGGAGGCGCUGCGGGCUCUGGUGCGCCGGGAGCCGCCGCUGCCCGGCGGGGCCGUGGCCGCGCUCGUCCGGACCCCCGGCAUGAGGACGGUGUCGUGCGGGGUCUCCUUCGUCUGGUUCUCCACCAGCUUCGCCUACUACGGGCUGGCCAUGGACCUGCAGGGCUUCGGCUUCAACGUGUACCUGAGCCAGCUGGUGUUCGGCGCCGUGGACAUCCCGGCCAAGCUGCUCUCCGUGCUGGUCAUCUCCUGCCUCGGCCGGCGCCUGGCCCAGGGCGGCGCCCUGGCGCUCGCCGGCCUCUGCAUCCUGGCCAACAUCUUCGUGCCCAGCGAGCUGCAGACGCUGCGCAUGGCCUUCGCCGUGGUCGGGAAGGGCGCCUUGGCCGCCUCCUUCAACUGCGCCUACAUCUUCUCCGGGGAGCUCUUCCCCACCGUCAUCAGGCAGACGGGGAUGGGCCUGGGGGGCACCAUGGCCCGCGUGGGGAGCAUGGUGGCCCCCCUGGUGCGCAUGAUGGCCGACGUGACGCCGGUGCUGCCCCUCGUCAUCUACGGCGCCGCGCCCAUCGUCUCGGCCAUCGCCACCUGCUUCCUGCCCGAGACCCGCAACGCGCCCCUGCCCGAGACCGUCAAGGACGUGGAGAGGCGGGCGGGUCACCUCGAGGACGACGUCGCCGUUGUCCCCCUGAGCAGCACCAAGAGCAAGGACGGCGCCUGAGGGGGGAUUUGGGACCCCCGGGGGGAUUUUGGGGCCGGGACCCCCCUGGAGCUGCCCCAGCCCCUCCCCCCCGGGUUAUUUAUUCAAUCCCAAUAAAAUCUGGUGGGAAUUUCAGGA
This is a messenger RNA of Passer montanus (Eurasian tree sparrow), 3541 nucleotides long. RefSeq names its product solute carrier family 22 member 6-like. Gene Ontology annotation, biological process: transmembrane transport. Gene Ontology annotation, molecular function: transmembrane transporter activity. The record is from RefSeq and is a predicted model, not a curated record. Lineage: Eukaryota; Metazoa; Chordata; Aves; Passeriformes; Passeridae. The transcript is spliced from 20 exons. Gene Ontology annotation, cellular component: membrane. The coding region runs from base 110 to 3424 and encodes 1104 amino acids.